Messenger RNA from Spodoptera exigua (beet armyworm), 2318 nucleotides. NCBI's taxonomy places the organism in Eukaryota, Metazoa, Arthropoda, Insecta, Lepidoptera, Noctuidae. The record is from the annotation of a GenBank genome assembly.
UAGCAUCAUUCCUUUGUUGGUUGCAGCUGUUUGUCUAUAGAAUGUAAGACUAUGAAAUCAUUUGGUUUUGGGCUGGUAUGCGUAAUAAGCGAGGGAAUAAAUGGGGAUGUUGUGUAAAUAGAAUGGUUGUUUGAUACAUUUUGCCGGGUAAUGAUGCGAUCGUGUUGGAUGACAUCAUAAACAUACGAGCUACGCGAACUUCCUGAGUCUCCUGUUACUUCGAUGUCAGUUCUCGCGCUACAAGCACGCGUCGCGAUGUGUUUUUACUAUUUUGUACUUUUUGUGUUUGCUGUUUUUGUGACUGAUUGUACGGGGUUGACUCCGCAAUGUAGGAAUGAAAAGGGUGAACCGGUGGAUUGGUUCUAUGUAUACAAGUUACCGCGAGAGAAGAACCACUUGAAUCCUCUAGUGCGCCGAGGUGUCGCGUACAUGCAUUUGACGCCUUCGAAAUUACGUGGAGGAUGGAUUAUGUCGGACUUGGCCAUCAGCGACCCGAGGUCUAUGGUGGGGAAGACGUUAUCUCCACUGUACCAUGAUAAAAACAUAAUAUCUCUGAUCUACAAUGAUCAGCCGCCUGCUACUGAAAAUCAGCCUGAUCUCCUGCAAUCCGUUGCUGAUAUGUACUCCAAGAGCAAAAGAGGUCAGCAAAAACAAGCAGGCGUGAGGAAGUACAAGAAGUUCAAACUUGGUGACAAGUACUACGAUGACUACGAUCUGGCUGAAAUGUGCAAAAUGCACUCUAAAUUCAUGAAGACUAGGGUUGAAAGUGGACAUACCAAGGGCGUUAUAUUGGGAGACAAGUUCACUUCGCUGUGGCUCGUGCAUUCUGUACCGAGGUUCCCGCCUCUACCUGAUUUCAUGAACGGCCUAAACGUUUCCGGGUACGAUUACCCUUCAACUGGAAUGAAAUAUGGACAAUCUUUCCUCUGCGUCUCCGUGCAAACAUCAACCCUGAACCAGAUAGCUACCCAGUUGAAGUACAAUGAACCCCUUCUAGUCCACACCCACAUACCGGCAGAGUUCGAAACUGAAUUACCGAACUUAGUCGAGGUUGUACGAAACAAGACGAUCGACGCAUCACCCUGGUACCACAUUGAAAGUUUUGAGACUCUUGUGGGAAGGAAAUUCCUGUCGUUUGCAAAGAGUGCUAUGUUCAAUGAUGAUCUGUACAGCGGUUUGGUGGCCGAAGUGUUGCAGUCUGAUCUCCUUGUAGAAUCCUGGACUAAUGGACCAGGGACACUCGACUCGGAAUGUAGUAGAAAUUUCCAAGUCCGAAACAUAGAACGGCUGAAGUUCCCGAUAGCGAAGAUGUCAUUCACGUCACACAAUGAUCACUCCAAGUGGGCGGUGGCUGUAGCGCACAAGAUGCACAACAGUCAAGAUACUAAGGUUGCAGACUAUUGGGUCUGUGUUGGAGAUAUCAAUCGAGCGUUACCACAAGAGUCACGCGGAGGCGGUACGGUAUGCACAUCAGGUCCUAUCUUAUGGGGUAACUUUGCUCAUCUCAUAGAAUCUGUACAGACGUGUAAUUAGAGUUCAAUUUGCUUUGCAUAUAAAACGUCUGCUCAAGGAAAACAUUCCUUCAAAUAACUAUCAAUAAAGUUCAAAAUUUCAUUAUUCGAAAUGAUGUAAAAAAAUAAAUAAAAUGCAUUUUCUAUUUUAUAAUUUGAAAUAACUUUUUUGUACUUAUUUAAAAAAUAAUGUGAUUUAACUUGAUAUGCUAUCAUUGCCAUUGUUUAAUCAUAGAAGCGGCCAUAACGAGCGGAAUAAAUAAUAAAUAUUAAAUUAUUAUAAUUUAUCUAAAUUGUAGUAAGUUAGUUAUUAUAGAGUUAUCAUAUAAGCUAGAUAAUUAAGUUAUAUUAGAAGAAAAAAUUUGAUGACAAAAUUCUACAACCAAUGUACGAUGUCAAAUUGGUACUUUGAUUAGUUCAAUUCAUAUUUAUAUAACUUGACAAUAAUUUAAAAAUGUAUUGUUAGUUUUCUCUUAAUGUAAGUAAAAUAGUUUUUACUUGUAAAUAGUGUAUGAGAGAUGCGUCAUGUUGUGUUUCACCCUUUGUACUUGUUCCGUGGUUCUACCGAAAUAAGAAUAUGCUUGAUUAGUUUCGAGCCAAUCCAGGGGCCCAUAAUAUCGACCAGACAAUGAGUUUUUGACUGAAUUGAUUUCUAACAAUCGUUGUGGAUGUCUGGUGUUCCUUAAAACUGGUCCAUUAUGAGCCUAUUUGAACAGCGAUACAACUUCUGAGUAAGUAUUAUAACUAAAUUUAUUUAAUAUAUCUCAUGAUAGUCACAUUCACAAGUGUUAUGCAAAUAAGUGUCAU